Molecule: messenger RNA, 2053 nt
Organism: Silurus meridionalis
Lineage: Eukaryota; Metazoa; Chordata; Actinopteri; Siluriformes; Siluridae
Product: class I histocompatibility antigen, F10 alpha chain-like
Exons: 6
Coding region: 170-841 (223 amino acids)
Biological process (GO): immune response
Cellular component (GO): external side of plasma membrane
Source: RefSeq, a predicted model, not a curated record
UACUAGCGUGUCCUGUGUAAAUAAAUAGGAACAGUUUACUUAAUAUAGAGGAGUGAAAUUUAAAUAAAAUGAUAGAUCUAAUCAGUGAUCUACAAACCCCUGCAGUCCUGCUUGGUGAUAAAACAUGAACUAAAUAAUUCCUCCAUUAGGAUCCGUGCAGCAGUGUGAGAUGGAGGACUGGGAUUUAUUAAAGGUUCUGCUCUUUUUCACAUAUUCUGUUCAUCUUUCAGGAGCAGUCCCACACUCCCUGCAGUACAUCUACACUGCCAUCACACCAACUUUACACUGCACAGCUGUUGGUCUGGUUAAUGGAGAGCAGAUUGUGUACUACGACAGCAACACCAAGAAAAUUAUCCCAAAGACAGAGUGGGUGAAGAAGAUCGAAGCUGAUGAUCCACAGUACUGGGAAAUCCAGACAGAGCAUAUGCAGAAUCAACUGGAGUGGAUCCAAGAAAAUCUACAGGCGGUGAUGCAGAUCUUCAGUCACGCUAAAGGUGUUCAUAAACUUCUAAAGGUGUACGGCUGUGAAAUUGGUGAAAACAGCACCUCUAGUGGACACUAUAAGUACAGGUAUAAUAAAAAAGAUUUCUUCCAUCUCGAUCUAAAAACCGGAACCUGGACUCCAGCUGAUGAGAAAGCUGAGAUCUUUAUAAAGGCGUGGGAUCCGGAAGGAGAUAAAGCGAAAUGUUGGAAGGACUUCCUGGAGACUGACUGUGUUGACUGGUCUAAAAAGUACCUGAAUAAUGGCAUAAAGAUGGAGGACAGAUUGGGAUCAUCAUUGUUAUCAUUGUGGUUCUCCUUCUACUCGUUGCUGUUGUUGAUGGAAGAACUCUGCCCCUGAAGGAGAUUCUUCCUCCAAUAACUCCUAAAGUGUGAGAGUGUGUGAUCCAGCUGCAGUGAGAGAGAGAGAGAAGAUGGAGAUGAAAGAGUUAAAUGGACAUUGUAGCAACAUAAACAUCAGGAACACAUCAGGACAAACUGCACUGGUCACUAUAUCAUCUCAGAGAGUUUUGCCACAAUGGCCACUGAAUUGUUUAUUAGGGGAUAAACUUUUAGGCACUAAUUUAUAAAUGUCAAUUUUGUUUUUGUAAUAUAUUUAUGUUUGUUAAGUUGUUAAGACGAUGCUGAUUGUUAUUAGUACAGUAUAAAUACUUAACUGAACUGCACUAUAAUCACUUUUACUGAUAUAGAAUAUUAUAUAGAGUGUAUUUAAUCAGUAUAUGUACUUGAAUAAGCUCAUCCCCCAAAAAUGCACUAUCUCAGGUACAGUUGUUUCUGGGCUGAGCAUUAAGUGGAUUAUUACCACCUGAAGUGCCAUAAAAUCAACUAUGGCAUUGAAGCAGCAAUGAGACAUCAGUCAUCAUUCCUGACUAAAGGGAACAUGACUGGAAUUAUCCUCCAGAUAGACAAUCAUAUUUCUCCAUUAUUUGAGUGACAUCAAUAAUGUGAGACAUUAAUAUAUAUUUAAUCCAAUACUUUGUUUACAUUCCUGCUUGAGUUCCAGUUUGGUUGAGUUCCAGGUUAUUGUCCUCACACUGUGCAUAUAAUGUGAUAUAAUGUAAUAUGGUAUUUAUAUUAUAUUAUAUUAUAUUAUAUUAUAUAAUAGGAUGCUCAGUUUAUAAUCCAGUGUAAUUUAAUAUAAAAAUAUAAAGAGGUUGUUUUUUUGGUUCUAAGAAAAUAUCAUAUGUAGUGGCUUUGAGAAUAUGAUAAUGAUUAUAGUUAUUUUUUAAAUACACUAUUAGAUAUUGAAAAUUAUUUUUAUCCCAUAGAGGGAAAUUGAAUUAUUUUUUUAUGAAAUUCAUUAAUUAUUUGAUGAGCUGCUGGUUACAAAUGGAAACUGGAAAAUUUCUAUAAUUUCUGAUAUUGAUGGAGAUACUUUUUACUUUGACCACACACACCUUCCUGUAAUGGAGAACAGAGUGUCAUGGGUUAUGAAGUGAACUUUUAUGUUCUAUUAUUCAUGUUUUUUAUGUGUUUGUAUAAGUUGGUGUUUUUGCCCGAAUAGUCUUCUCACGAAUACUGCAGUUUUCAGGUAUAAAAUAUUCCCACAUGA